Messenger RNA from Meloidogyne enterolobii, 318 nucleotides. The record is from the annotation of a GenBank genome assembly. NCBI's taxonomy places the organism in Eukaryota, Metazoa, Nematoda, Chromadorea, Rhabditida, Meloidogynidae.
AUGGAAUUUGAUGAAGACGAUGAAGGCCCAGUUUUGCCAAAAAGUAAUUCUGAAGAAUUUCGGCCAUUUAUGCGGCGUUUGCCUGAAUUUAAAUUUUGGUUAUCAACAAUGAAGUCAACACUUGUUGCGUUUACCUGCACCUUUUUUGAGGUUUUUGAUGUACCUGUAUUUUGGCCAAUUCUCGUCAUGUAUUUUAUUGGUAUUUUUUAUUUUGUUAAUUCCCUUCACCCCCAAGAAAAGAGCUUGAACAACUUCAAGUUCUGGGUUUCUGACAGUAAUUUGAGGUUGCAUGUCCUAGCACCAAGUCUUGGGUUUUGA